Messenger RNA from Salvelinus namaycush (lake trout), 1888 nucleotides. RefSeq names its product insulin-like growth factor-binding protein 1. The record is from RefSeq and is a predicted model, not a curated record. Gene Ontology annotation, molecular function: insulin-like growth factor I binding; insulin-like growth factor II binding. Gene Ontology annotation, biological process: regulation of insulin-like growth factor receptor signaling pathway. Lineage: Eukaryota; Metazoa; Chordata; Actinopteri; Salmoniformes; Salmonidae. Gene Ontology annotation, cellular component: extracellular region. The transcript has 4 exons. The coding region runs from base 148 to 891 and encodes 247 amino acids.
CUUCUGUUUGGAGAAUUCAGUGCAGAAGGAUAGAAGGAAACCUAGAACUACCCAUCUACAGUAUAUUGUGCUAGUCAAAAGAACUCGAAAACUAAGCAAGAACUAUACUUGCAGAUUCUUCCUACACCUGAAGAUUUCAGAUUCAAGAUGCUUGGAUUAUAUGAGAAGUUGACCCUGCUGGCAGCGGUGUCAUUGUCCCUUCUGGCCUCUCUGGCCCUGUCUUCCCCCGUGGUGGGUCCAGAGCCUAUCCGCUGUGCCCCCUGUACCCAGGAGAAACUAGAUGAAUGCCCGGCCAUCUCCCCAGACUGUAAGCAGGUUCUAAGGGAGCCGGGAUGUGGCUGCUGCUUAGCAUGUGCCCUGGCGAAGGGGGCCUCCUGUGGGGUGUACACGGCCCACUGUGCUGAGGGGUUAAAAUGCAGCCCUAGAUCUGGAGACCCCAGACCUCUCUACUCUCUCACCAGGGGACAGGCUAUCUGCACCGAGGACGAGGGACAAGAGGAAGUAGAGUGUUUGACAGACCACAGCUCCCUGCCCUACCUCCUGGGACUUAACACCCCCUUUGACCCCAGAGAUGAGGGGGAUCAGGAGAGCAUCAAGGCCAAGGUCAAUGCCAUCCGCAAGAAACUGGUGAAACAGGGGCCCUGCCACAUUGAGCUGCAUGCAGCGCUCGACAGGAUAGCCAGCUCUCAGCAGGAACUAGGAGAGAAGUUCACCACCUUCUACCUCCCCAACUGUGACAAACAUGGCUUCCACAAGGCUAAGCAGUGUGAGUCAUCUCUGGUGGGACCCCCUGCCAGGUGUUGGUGUGUAUCCUCCUGGAAUGGGAAGAAGAUCCCGGGGUCAAAUGACCUACUAGGAGACUCAGAGUGUCAGCAGGAGCUCACUCACUAAAGCAUGGACGCUCCGACAUACAUUUACAGUAUGCAUAUAAUCGGGCACAUACAAGCACUUGCACAAACACACACUCACACUCACAUACCCCUGCACGUACGCAAGCACAGUUCCAUGAAUGCACACGCACACACACACACACGUACGCACGCAUGGACACACGGGUAUGGACAUAUACUGUGUAAUUUUUUACUCAUCUUAAACACUACUUAACACAUACCUACACACAUCAACAUCCACCAAAUGUACUGACUUUCUUUCUACAAAUCCGUACAAAAACACUCUGAUUCACAUGAGCACACAACAUAACAUUUUAUUUAAAAAAAAUAGAAAUUACUCUUAAUUUAUUUACAUGACGUAUCACGCCUUAUUUAUUCAAAACGUGUAUGUGCUUACUAGUAUGAACCAUUUGUAAUUUUUAGAUUAUUUAUAUGUUUGUCUAUUUUCUGAUUGUAAAUAGGGCAACAGUGUAUACAUUUGUGUUUCUGACUAAAUAACUCCAUCUCUGAAGACCACAGGUCUCCAGCUCUGCCAAACCCAGUUCAGGGUCUUCAGAAUCUGUUUUUGAUUCAUUCAACCCGGUGGACUUGUGCACUGUAAAUGAAACAACAUAUCCAUUCAUUCAGUCAACAUGUUGACAGUGUCGGAAUGUAUUCUCAUUGAUAUUUCCUCAAUGGGCAUCGGGGAAAUACUUAAAGUGCCACAAGUAUGCAUCUGCUGGCCAGGCACAAACAUGUCACUGCUCAUCCAAGCCACUGUUUAGUCUUUAUCUACCUCUACUGGUCUGUGCAGGUCUUCUGGUUUAGCAGAGGUUUGUUGUGACACUCGUCGGCACAUACACAGACUCCUCAUGUAAAGUCAUUGUUUUGUUUGUCUGAAAUUACGUCUUAUCUCUUUUGUUUCAUUUGAUGCCAUGAUUAAAUGUCUAUUUAUUAUAUGUCAAGCCCCUGUUCCUGACAGUGAGUCAGAAAUAAACUCAGCAAAAAAAAGAAACGUC